AUGAACGAUGAUCGAUUUAUGCUAUGGACUUCGACAUUGCUUGGUGUUCUCCAAAUGUGGUGCUUUUUUGGCUUCGAUAUGAUGUCAUUCUUGGUGGAACCAAUUUGUCACUCAGUUCGAGAACGAUGUCCAGAGUGUAUCAUUCAAUUCGCUGGAUAUUAUGGAACAGCCGUCCUCUGCUUCUCGUACACGAUCGGUAACCUGAUUGCGCCGUGUUUCCUACCACUUCUCGGCGCUAAGGGCUGUCUAAUCCUUUCUUCAACUUUAUUCAGUGUCUAUGCUGCGAACUUCUUUUAUCUACGAACAUAUUUCUUUUUCCCGGCAAAUGUCUGUUGUGGAUUCGCGUUUGCUCUGUUUUAUGCUGGUGGUGGAUCAUAUGCUUUGCGACAUUCAACCGAUCGUUUCCUUUCUCGAAAUCAAUCAAUCCAGUGGAUGGUCGCUUCGUUAACAACUCUUUUGAGCGGCACUUUUUUGAUCUUUUCGGCAAGUGUUUUGAAGGAACAUCCAGGAAAUGAGACUGAGAUUUCAGCAAAGGGAACAGAGAAUGACGCUGAGUACCGUCAAUUCUCCGACAAAGAGAUCCAUUUGCUAUCAAUCGGAAUGUCAGUCUUAGCUCUCGCUUCAAUUAUCCUCGCCUUUCUUCUCCCGAAAAGAGAACUCCAGGGAUCAUUGCAAAAGAAAGUCAAAAAUGAAGUCUCGUUGAAGAAACAGAUUUGCAAAGUAUUCUGGGCGAUGAGACAAAAAUCAUUGCUGAAAGUCUCUUUCCUUUUCAUGUCCACCGGUUCAUUCAUCUCAUUGUUCUUGACCAUUUAUCCGACGACCAUGUCAUUCACGGAUUCUUUGGCCAGGAAUAAGAAUCUUGUGGCAUAUUACUGUAUCGCUUGUUGUGUGGGAGAGUUCAUAGUUGGCUUCUCAAUCACGCUUUUGAGCAAACGAAUUCGUGACUUUGGGCUUAUUCCGGCAAUGUCUCUUACUUGUGUACUUUAUGUGAUCGUGGCUGUUCUAAUGAUUCUCUUUACCCCGGCAAUGGCUUCUAUUGGACCGACAAAAGAUCAUGCAAUCUUUGAAACAAAUCAAUGGAUCUGUAUUUUACUUGGUGUUUUGACUGGAGCACUUGACGGAUCGGCGAACAACGCGAGAAUGGUCGCUGCAGCAAAGGGACUACCCGACGAGCCGGCUAUUGCUUUCAGUGUAUCGAAAUUUUAUCAAGCAGCUGCUCAAACGAUCUGCCUAUCUUUGGGGUCAAUCCUGAAUCUUCAUCAAAUCAUUUGCGUCAUUGGCGUUGUUCUGUUGAUCAGCGUUUUCUGCUACAUUUCCUAUAUCCGAAAUCUAUCGGAAAGGAGAGUUUCAUCAGAAGAAAAGUUGCCUCAAGAAUUCGAAUCGACAAAUUAU
This is a messenger RNA of Mesorhabditis belari, 1392 nucleotides long. NCBI's taxonomy places the organism in Eukaryota, Metazoa, Nematoda, Chromadorea, Rhabditida, Rhabditidae. The record is from the annotation of a GenBank genome assembly.